AUGACAGAUCAACCAACCCAUCACGCGAUAUUAGUGGGUAUCAACGCCUACCCAGACAUACCAUUGAAAGGCUGUGUUCGUGAUGUUCUGGAGAUCAAGACAUUACUCCAACGUCACACCGUCCCAAUCGACAUCAAGCUGUUCACAGCCACACAAACCGAAACUGGAGUUGAGGAAGACCCCGCGCAUUGGCCAACAUACAACAAUGUGACCGCGGCCUUUAGAGAGGUCACUGCAGCCGCAAAGGCGGGCGAUUGUGUCUACAUCCAUUUCUCAGGCCAUGGUACCAGAAUAGAACCAGUCAGUGGUUUCUCCAAUAAGGCAACUGGCGAUCUAGCCUUGGCUCUUCUCCAUGGACAGGAUGCGAGUAAAGUCCGGCUGCUUGGUGGACAUAGAUUCGCCAUGGUGCUUAAUGCUAUGGUGAGAAAGGGUUUGGUCGUUACUCUUGUUCUUGAUUGCUGCUUUGCUGCUAGUAUUUAUCGCUUAGAACGAACGAACGUGCGAUUCCUGCCACAUGACUCGGAGACCUUUAUCAUUGAGGAUGAUGAACCCAUUGAAACGACAGAGGAUGCCCCGUCUGGUUAUAGAGAUGUGUCCAUGCAACCUAGUUGGCUGAUCGAUCCCAAUGGGUAUGCCGUUCUCGCAGCUUGUGGUCCUCACGAAGAAGCGACAGAGAUCGUCCAGGCUGGUGUCGAACACGGAGCACUAUCAUUCUUCCUGUCGCGCAGCUUGAGAGACUUUGGUAUGAACAAGCGACACCGAGACAUCUUCUACCGCCUAUCUCCCAGCUUCAAAGCGAACGCACUGGAACAAACCCCAGCCCUAUACGGAAACAAGAACCAGGAAUUCUUUGGACCGCAUACCCUCGCGACUACAAGACCUGUCAUUCCGGCCUUCAGAAGUGGACAGAGUCUUGUUCUACAAGCUGGUCAAGCGCAUGGACUUAGAGAGGGCGAUGACUUUAUCCUCUAUCCUUCUGGCGUGGUCGAUCAUAAUGAUGCCUUGCAUGAUAACACAGUCACAGCUUGGCUCAGCACCCUUGGACCUCUCACAUCUUCGUUGCAACUCAUGGAUGGAACACCGUUGAAGGAGACGAACUGCGUUGCUGAGCCCCAGACCAAACAUUGCUUUCACGAAUUUGCGAUAUCACUAAGCGACAAGAUUGCUGAAACUGAUGAGUGGCUUGCAGCAUUUCGGAGAUACUCCCUUGCUGCAUAUCGGGCAUCUGACAAUCGCUCUUGUUUAUUAUCUGUGGAAGUUGUCGGCAACGAGUACAAGAUAUAUAAGGCUGGUAGGGAACUCGACAAUCUCCCGAUCCUACAACGAAGCACUGCAAGUCCAGCAGAUAUUGCUGCUCUCUUGGAGCACAUAGUGCGCUACGAAUUCGCCAAGACCCUCGCGAACAAUUUGAUAUCACCCUCCUUCCGAUCUUCCUUUGACAUAAACAUAACAACUCGAUCCCGCGAACAAUUCGUUCCAAAUACGACUGUCCAGGUCAUACAAGACGUUACCAACAAAUACAUGUUCGAACUCGUCCUCCAAAACAAUUCCGCCAGAGAACUGUACCUACAUGUCUUCAGUCUCGGGCCUUUCUGGCAAGUCGACAACAUAUUCUACGGUUCUGCGGUGAUUCCUCCGUUGGAUGAGGGUCAGGGCUUUACAGGGCGGUUCAGUAAGAAGAUGAGAACGGAGGUCCCCAAAGAGAUGAGGGCUAGGGGAAUGAGUGAGUGCAAGGAUACACUCAAGGUUAUUGUUACUAGCCACCCGACGUCUUUUGACGUGUUGGAGUUGCCCAAGAUUGGAGGGUUGCCAAAGAAGCCGAGUACCAGUGGGAGGUAUAGGUCUGGUGGUGACGGGGCGGAGGAGUGGGUUGCUUUCAACUUUCCGCUAAGAACUUCAUUGCCUGUCGAGUAG
Molecule: messenger RNA, 1914 nt
Organism: Fusarium coffeatum
Lineage: Eukaryota; Fungi; Ascomycota; Sordariomycetes; Hypocreales; Nectriaceae
Exons: 1
Coding region: 1-1914 (637 amino acids)
Biological process (GO): proteolysis
Molecular function (GO): cysteine-type endopeptidase activity
Source: RefSeq, a predicted model, not a curated record